This is a messenger RNA of Cricetulus griseus (Chinese hamster), 3000 nucleotides long. The record is from RefSeq and is a predicted model, not a curated record. Lineage: Eukaryota; Metazoa; Chordata; Mammalia; Rodentia; Cricetidae.
UUGUUUCUUAUCUGUCUUCCUGUAGGAUUUUAUGCUACACCUGGUUCAAGACUUUGAAACAGGGCAUUGAACUGUCAAUGCAUGUUCGUGUGGUAACAUUCAGCUGGCUACUUUAAAUAGAGGAAGAUGCAGAUCCUCGGCCUGGUGGUCUGUCUUUUCCUUUCGGUCCUGCUUUCUGGGAGGCCCACGGGGUCCAUUCCACAUGUGGACCCCGAAGCAAACAUGAACGUGACCGAAAUGAUCAGGUACUGGGGAUACCCGAGUGAGGAGCAUAUGAUCCAGACAGAGGACGGGUAUAUUCUGGGUGUUCACCGAAUCCCUCAUGGCCGGAAGAACCAUUCUCACAAAGGUCCCAAACCAGUUGUCUAUCUUCAGCAUGGCUUCCUGGCAGAUUCUAGUAACUGGGUCACAAACUCUGACAACAGCAGCCUGGGCUUCAUUCUGGCCGAUGCUGGUUUUGAUGUGUGGCUGGGGAACAGCAGAGGAAACACCUGGUCUCUGAAACAUAGGACUCUCUCCAUUUCUCAGGAUGAAUUCUGGGCCUUCAGUUUUGAUGAGAUGGCAAAAUAUGACCUACCUGCUUCAAUUUAUUACAUUGUGAAUAAAACUGGUCAAGAACAAGUGUAUUAUGUGGGUCAUUCUCAAGGCACCACCAUAGGUUUUAUAGCAUUUUCACAGAUACCUGAGCUGGCAAAGAAGAUUAAAAUGUUUUUUGCCUUGGCCCCUGUGGUGUUUCUCAAUUUCGCCUUGAGCCCUGUGAUCAAGAUUUCAAAGUGGCCAGAAGUUAUUAUUGAGGACUUGUUUGGACACAAACAGUUUUUCCCCCAGAGUGCUAAACUGAAAUGGCUGAGCACUCACGUUUGCAAUCGCGUUGUCCUGAAGAAGCUUUGCACAAAUGUCUUCUUUCUUAUAUGUGGUUUCAAUGAGAAGAAUUUAAAUGAGUCUAGAGUGAAUGUGUAUACAUCACACUCUCCUGCGGGAACCUCGGUGCAAAACUUACGACACUGGGGCCAGAUUGCUAAACACCAUAUGUUUCAAGCUUUUGACUGGGGAAGCAAGGCCAAGAAUUAUUUUCAUUACAACCAGACUUGCCCUCCCGUGUAUGACUUAAAAGACAUGCUUGUACCCACUGCUUUGUGGAGUGGGGACCAUGACUGGCUGGCAGACCCCAGUGACGUCAACAUCUUGCUGACUCAGAUCCCCAACUUGGUGUACCACAAGCGCCUCCCUGACUGGGAACAUCUGGAUUUUCUCUGGGGUUUGGAUGCCCCCUGGAGGAUGUAUAACGAAAUAGUCAAUCUAUUGAGGAAAUACCAGUGAAAACCUGACUUGAGAUAUAUACCCUUUAGUAGGGCAAAAAGAUGUUUGCUUCAUUUCUGUAAAAUGCUUGUGUUUUCCUUGCCUAGAUCUUUUGUUUUACAUGCAAGAAGAUGAUGGCUUUGAAGGUAUCUGUGCUCUCUAGUUAGUUAGAAGCACUCUAGUUGUCUUAUGCUUAAUUAUGACUAACAAGCUAGCAUCACAGCCAGUGAUGCCUUUUGAAGUCUUUAAAAGGUGUGGGUGUUAUGUGAAAAUGUCAUCGUAAUCAUUAUGUUACUUUUUACUAUUGUUUUUGGUGUAAGCAUGCCACUUAUACAUGCGUAUGCGUGUGCUAUGUACUGGUCAGACCUGCCUUGUGUGGAGGUCAGGGCUAGUAUCAGGAUGUCUUCUUCAGACACUCAUCAUCUUAUUUUUUGAGGCAGGGUCUCUCACUGAACGUGGAGCUUGCAUAUUUCAGCUAGACUGGCUGACCAAUGAACCUCCAGGAUCUGCCUGUCUCUACCUUCUCUCUCAUCAGUGCUGGGCUUAUAGGUACAUGAUGCCCCAUCCAGUGUUUUUACUUUGGUUCUAGGGGCAUAAACUCAGGUUCUCAUGCUUGUGGAUCAGGCACUUUGCCCACAAAACCAUCUCCCCAACCCAUCUGUAAUUUAAAAGCUAUGCAAUUACCUUUCUAUUCCCACCAAACACAAGUGAGAACGUAUAGGACACUUCAAGCUAUCAUUUUUGUUAGCAAAAACAAAUCUGUCUCUUCUUUGAACGCAGUAUGAAAAAUACCUUGUUCUGGGCUUGACAUGGGUCCUGGGGAGACCAAGGCAGGAAGACUGCUGCUAGAUUUAGGGCUUAUCUAGAGAGUGAAACUUUAUCUCCCCCCCAAAAAAACCAACCAACCAAACAAACAAACAAACAAAAAACCAAAGACAAAGGAACAACAAAACCAAAGUGCUCAGUUCUCUUUUCUUUGCCUUAGAUGCUCUCCAGCCCAGUGUUCCUGUGUUUACCUGCCUCAACAACAUUUUUCAUGUUUUUAUGCACUAACUACCUAGUCAAAUCCAGUGUUACCCCAGCCUUGUCAGGAAUAUUCUUUCUUCAAGUUUUACCAAACCUCAAUAACAAGUGUUUAGCAAAUAUUCAGAUUUUUUAGGCUAAGUCAAAGAAAAAAAAAAAAGCCAAGAAUCGUGUAAAGCAGAUUGUACUGAAUAAUAAUAAUAAAAAAUCUCUUGUAAACACCUUGAAGGUUGAUCUACUCAGCUGUGUGUGUUCAUCAGGUCACUUUUCUGUGAAGAAACUCCCUGUGGAGGGACAAACCACUCAUUUUUCAGAAGGGAAUGCGGUUGCUGUGAUGGUGUGUGUGUGAAGCCAAAGUUGGCUGCCUGUGACAAGUGUCCUGGUUAAUUUUUCACACAAAUGAACUGGAUAUUCUCAGAUCAACGCUCAGCUCAGGAAUUCGAUUCUGAAAACCAGUGUUGUAUGCUCUAUACUGUGUGCAGAAAACCUGCAUUUGUCUGCUCGCUAUUGUCAGCUGAAUGGCUAGUUGAUAAGUUUUCUGACCUAGUUACCUUAGAUGCAGCAAUAUUACUUGAUAUUGGCUCAUACAUGCAGACAGAAUGAUACAACUUUGUAACAUUUUAAAGGUUCGUAUUUGAACUUUUCAAUAAAGCUCAGCCUCACAGGCCUGAACAAUUA